AUGAACACAAUCGUCAUCGUGAUAACCAUGAUCUUUAUAAUUGUCGGUGUUGUUUUACUAAUGUCAGUCGGAAAAUGGUUUACUAGUUGCAACCUUGGUUUGUUGGUGCGGCGAAAUGUUAAUUGUGAUUACUUGCACAAAAUAUUAUCUGGAUAG
This is a messenger RNA of Schistosoma bovis, 156 nucleotides long. The record is from the annotation of a GenBank genome assembly. Lineage: Eukaryota; Metazoa; Platyhelminthes; Trematoda; Strigeidida; Schistosomatidae.